Messenger RNA from Bombina bombina (fire-bellied toad), 2067 nucleotides. It is a transcript of the gene ORC2, whose product is annotated as origin recognition complex subunit 2. Bases 44 to 1735 code for a protein of 563 amino acids. Gene Ontology annotation, biological process: DNA replication. Gene Ontology annotation, cellular component: nuclear origin of replication recognition complex; nucleus. The record is from RefSeq and is a predicted model, not a curated record. Gene Ontology annotation, molecular function: DNA replication origin binding. NCBI's taxonomy places the organism in Eukaryota, Metazoa, Chordata, Amphibia, Anura, Bombinatoridae. The transcript has 16 exons.
UGGGUGUGGAUAAUGUGACUGCUUCUCUUGCGGGUUUUCAAACAUGAGCCAGGAAAAUGUUAAAAGCAGCAAGACCCUGCACGUACAGUUUGUGUCAGAUGAAGAUGUUCUGGAACAUAUCACUGACAAACAAGAAGGGGUGAAACUAAGGAGCAGUGCCGCAUCUCAGCGUAUAGUUAAUGUGAAGAAUUUAAUUAAGAGUGGGAAAGAAAAUGUAGAAGAUGAGACUCAAGAGACGUGGAAGGAGCUGGACUAUGUUGAAAUAUUGGGAUCUGAUGUCCAAGAUCCCCAGAAAAAUGGACUUGGUCUCAGCACAGGUGGAAGCGAAGUUUACUCUUUUUACACCAUCAAACGUUCAAACAAAAUGGCACAGCUUGCCACUGAAAUGGCCAGAACUCCUGCAAAAACUGUGACAUUUGGUACGUUAGGUGACACAGAGGAAGCAGUCAGUCCACCUGCAAGCUGCAAAAGACCCACAGCAAACAAAACCCCUUCAAAGGGUAGAAAAAAUGAAUUCAUAUCCACAACACCUCAUAGGCUGCGGAAGAGGCUGUCAGGACCCAAUCUGCGGUCCGAUAGUGAUAGUGAUUAUUCAGCUUCCAACUCUGAAGAUGAUCUAGCGGAGAAGCCUUCUGCCACAAAAACCCCAAGCAAAGUACCUCAGACACCAGGCAAAACCCCUUCAAAAAAGGGAAAGAAAACUGCAGCUAACAACUUGGUGGAAGAAUAUUUUGAAGCUCACAGCAGUUCAAAGGUUCUCACCUCAGAUCGGACUUUACAAAGGCUACAGACACCUAAAUUAGACCAGGAAACUUUACGCAAACUCCUGGAGACUUCACCUCCUGCUUUUGCUGCUGAACUAAAGAGUUUACAUAAGCAGUAUGAAGCUCUGUUCUAUAAGUGGAUGUUACAGUUACACCUUGGUUUCAACAUUAUUCUCUAUGGAUUAGGCUCCAAAAGGAACCUGCUGGAGAAGUUUCGAACCUCUAUGCUCAAGGAUUCACUUCAUGUCGUAAUUAAUGGAUUUUUUCCCAGCAUUACUGUGAAAUCGAUUUUGAACUCUAUCACAGAGGAGGCACUGGAUCAUCCAGGGACUUUCCGCAGCCCUUUGGAUCACAUGGAGUUUAUCAUACAAAAGUUUAAGCAAGAUUCGUCCCUAGAGCUGUAUCUUCUUAUUCAUAAUUUGGACAGCCAGAUGUUAAGAGGAGAUAAGAGUCAGCAACUACUUGGGCAACUGGCUUCUAUCCAUAAUGUUCACCUCCUUGCUUCUAUAGAUCACAUCAAUGCUCCACUUAUGUGGGAUCAGUCAAAGCAAAGUCAAUAUAACUGGCUCUGGUAUGAAACGACUACGUACAGCUCGUACGUUGAGGAGACAUCUUAUGAGAACUCACUGCUGGUUAAACAGUCUGGAGCACUGGCACUCAGCUCCCUCACACAUGUUCUCCGCAGUCUCACUCCCAAUGCCAGGGGAAUUUUCUGGCUGCUGGCAGAAUAUCAAUUGGCCAAUAAGGACAACCCCACAUAUACAGGGCUGUCUUUUCAGGAUUUCUAUCAGCAGUGUCGGGAAGCUUUCCUUGUCAACAGUGACCUGACAUUAAGGGCUCAGCUGACUGAAUUCCGUGACCAUAAACUGAUACGUACUAAAAAGGGUGUUGAUGGAGUAGAAUAUUUGUUGAUUCCUCUAGAUCUUGGAACACUUACAGAUUUCUUGGAAAUGGAAGACAAAGAGGCAUAAAAUAAGCCAAAAUCCACUGUUACUGUAAGACAAGCUAGUAAAGAUAUUGAGUCCCUUCUAAUAUUGUGUUUAAGAUCGAAAAAUGGAAAGAAAGUACUAGCACAGAUGUGUCACCAUCUAUUUUGACGAUUGAGUAGAUCAUGCAGUGGUGAAUAUGUUUAUGUAAAUGAAACAAAUAAUGAAGAAUAUUUUGUUAUUGAACAAAAUUAUUAUUAGCUGCUAUGUGGCAUCCAGAUGUCUUAAAUUAGAAAUGUUUUUCACGGUAUUAUGUAAACUGUGAAAUAUUUAUCAUGACAAGAUUGAUUCAAAGCUAAAAUAAAAUUACUUCAGUA